This is a messenger RNA of Contarinia nasturtii (swede midge), 1440 nucleotides long. RefSeq names its product nucleolin 2-like. The transcript has a single exon. Lineage: Eukaryota; Metazoa; Arthropoda; Insecta; Diptera; Cecidomyiidae. Bases 1 to 1440 code for a protein of 479 amino acids. The record is from RefSeq and is a predicted model, not a curated record.
AUGGAAAACAGAACAUAUGGAAAUUCAUUGGUAGAACGAGUGCCUUUACAAUACUCAAGUGCAAGCAAAGUUGUGAUUAACCCAGCAUAUUUUGCAAAGAUUCGAACAAAAAAAAAUCAAGUGAAAUCAGUAGCUCAUCAAGAAAUUAUUCAAAAUGGUCCAUCAUUUGCUCAAAGAAGUUUAGCAACUACAUCAUCACACAAACGGGACAACGAAAUAAAUAAAGCUUUCAACACUGGCCAUGGAAUUCAACACCCGAAAUCGCAUAAACGAGUCCGUGAAUCAGAUUAUAUGACCAGUUCCUCAAAAAUGCAUAAAAGUGAUUCCACAUCAUCGACAUUACAAAAUUAUGAAGAGAUAUCGAUGUUUGAAAUUGAUCAUUCGACCAAGCCUCCAGUUUCAUUAUCAACUCAACCAUUGAGCAAAAAAGCAUUAUUGUUACAAAAACUCUUCGCACCGCCCCGUAAAUCGAAUUAUUGCACCAGUAGCAAUGAUGAGGAAGUAUCCGCAAAACCACCAUUACAAAAACUCUACGCAGAGCCCCGUGAACCGGAUUAUUUUUCCAGUUGCGAUGACGAGGAAUUAUUCACAAAACCACCAUUACAACAACUCUACGAAGAGUCCCGUGAAUCAGAUUAUUCUAGCAGUAGCGAUGAAGAGGAGGUAUCCGCAAAACCACCAUUACAACAACUAUACGCAGAGCCUCGUAAAUCGAGCUAUUUCACCAGUAGCGAUGAAGAGGAAUCAUCUGCAAAACCACCAUUACAAAAACUCUACGCAGAGCCCCGUGAACCGGAAUUUUUUUCCAGUUGCGAUGACGAGGAAUUAUUCACAAAACCACCAUUACAACAACUCUACGAAGAGUCCCGUGAAUCGGAUUAUUCUAACAGUAGCGAUGAAGAGGAGGUAUCCGCAAAACCACCAUUACAACAACUCUACGCAGAGCCUCGUAAAUCGAGCUAUUUCACCAGUAGCGAUGAAGAGGAAUCAUCUGCAAAACCACCAUUAAGAAAACUCUACGCAGAGCCCUGUGAAUCGGAUUAUUCCAGCAGUAGUGAUGAAGAUGAGGACUUUCUUUCGAAAGAUCUUGAAGUCAGUGAUAGCGAAACCGAAGAUAGCAACGAUAUGAUUGAAAUCAUCGAUAGUAAAAGCGAAGAGUCCUCGUCCGCAAAACAACCAUUACAACAACUAUACGCAGAGCUUCGUAAAUCGGAUCAUUGCACCAGUAGCGAUGAAGGGGAGGACUUUCUCUCCAAAGAUCUCGAAAUCAGUGAUAGCGAAACCGAAGAUAGCAACGAGAUGAUUGAAGUUAACGAUAGCAAAAACGAAAAGAAAUCAACCGCCAAACCAUCAAAUGGACCGAAGAAGGAAAAGAAGCAAAAGAAAGCACCGCUUAUGGCCAGAGCAUUACGAAUGAUGAAAUACAAGAUGAGACGAUAA